Anopheles coustani is the source of this 8299-nucleotide messenger RNA. Its product is annotated as BTB/POZ domain-containing protein 7. The coding region runs from base 1785 to 5438 and encodes 1217 amino acids. The record is from RefSeq and is a predicted model, not a curated record. NCBI's taxonomy places the organism in Eukaryota, Metazoa, Arthropoda, Insecta, Diptera, Culicidae. The transcript is spliced from 3 exons. Gene Ontology annotation, molecular function: protein binding. Gene Ontology annotation, biological process: morphogenesis of a branching epithelium.
AUCGUCGUCGUCGCCGUCGUCGUCGACUGGAGUUUUCCUGUUUUCCUGAGAGUGCUAAAUCAGUUGGCAGCGAAGUGGAAAAGGUUGGAAAAUACGGCCGACGGUUGUGUGAACGCUAGCCCGCAAAGGUUACAUCGGGAUCGGGUCGUCCGGAGGCUCAUUUCGAGGCGACUGCAGGUCGCAUUGAUCGACGGUCAGCAAAAAGAGAGAUUCGCAAUCCCCAAACGCAGCCCUUGUCGAAUGUUGGGUUGCCGUAGGGGAGAGUGCGCGGUGUGGUGGUGCUGUGCAGUGGAAAGGUGAAAAGUGUUUCCCUUUUUGUGCACCACUCCGUCUGCUCCGCUCUUGUCUCAGCAGGAGGAAAGGAUAGCAAAAGGGGCGUUGGCGGUGGUGGCUCGCGGGGUGGAGGAGCGAGGUGGCGAUGCACAUACGACAAUAAACCCGUCCAGCCGUUCGGGAAUGGCAAUGGCAGGCGGAAGCGAAGCAUUUGAUUAGGGUUCCACCGUUUGCUUCUGGGCUUUCUGGGGAUGCCAGUGCUUAUGACCCAACAUACACUGCACGGUUCAAUACAUCCGAGUGGUGUGGCGUGCGUAGGAGCAUAAAUAAGUGCUGUGCGUGCGAGCGUGCGUGUUUGUUUUCCUGCCACCGAUUGUGCGUGUGGGUUUGUGUGUGUGUGACUUUGUGUGUUCGUGCGUGCGCGCGCGUGUUGUGUUUUGGAAAAAGUCGAAAAAAAAAAAGGAUGAAAUAUCUAUGUGUCCCUUGGAUGCACUGACACAGGGUCGCGGAGGCAAGAGCUUGAGGAGAACGAAGGAUCCUAAAACCAGAAGCACCAAUUGGUGUUGAUGGUGAAGGCGCGGAAGGAGGUACAAGAAAACGAAGAGGAGGUGUGAAUGUGACGGAAAACAGAAACUUUCCCCCCGAAGCAGAAGAAGAAGAAGAAGACCCUUUUCGGUAGAAGCGAGGCGCCUUUCGAGAGGAGAUCGAACAUCAUCAAUCGACACGCGACAAUGGUUGCUACUCAAACAGUGGAAAUGUAAACAUGGCCGAUUGAUACUAAACACAAAUCACCGCCGUGUCGAAAGCAGCAGAGGCAACCAGCCUUUCCAAGGGGAAAAAGAGCUACAUUCCUUUACAUACGCCAGCCAGCCAGCACGAGAGGUUCUAUCGUCCGUAACCAAUAACGAUAAUCAUCGAAGAAGCGGUACCUCGGGACGCUGCGGCAAUUCUUUUUGGCUGGAAAAAGAGUGCUAGCAUUUGAUUGCACCGUUCGAGAAGAGUUUUGAUCGUCGUGGGCGAGCAUAUUUCGCAACCCUUUAUCAUUUGGGCUGUGUGUGCUGGUGUGUGAGUGUGUUUCCAUAUCGUGACAAAAAGGACAUCAAAUCCGACGUUUGCCAACGAUUUCAAUCGAGGCACAUUCGGACGAUCGUGGUGCUUGUGGAUAGUUCCAUGGUUCAUCGUUUGGUACAAUCCAAGCACGGGCGAACCGAGUAAACUGCCGGUUUUGUGUUGGCCGUGUAGCAGCAAUCCGUCCGCAAUAUGGCCUGCUGAGAGUAAAUUAAACUACAGAUCCAGAGGGCAAAACAGCUCGAAACGGUAGCCGCACAUGCAAACGCGAAUCGAUAAGGGAUAUCAUCAUAUUAUAAUAAUAGCAAUCGUGCCACCAACAACGCCAACCGACAAAUAAACGGAGCGAGCGCGAGAGAAAACGAAAAUAUUUAAGUAAAAAUGUUCGCACAAUUGCAUUCAGUACUGCCACCUCGCGCUGUCACCGACGCCGUUGCUGGACAAUGAAUCCCGGCCUAUGGGGAUGCCUGAUACCCUGUGGACUGUCAUAUUGGUGCGAGAGUAAGAGUGGCAGUGAUCCAUGCGUUACGACGGAGAUGGGUGCAACAGCGUCAACGGACUGUCCCGGCUCUAGUGGUAGUGGAGGAGGCAGCGGAGGAAGCGGUGGUGCCGGGGGCGUCGGAGCAAGCGGUGGGAUGUCGGGGAUCACAUCGACGGGUAUCACCACGACACCGCUAACUUCGGCCGGUGGCCUCGGCUAUGGUCCGAUGUGUGGUCCGGGCAGUGGGGCAGGAGGAGGAGGAAGCGGUUCUGGUGGCGGUCCGGGGGCGGUGGUGCGUGAGCGACGCAAGAAGGUGACCGGAUUCGCGACGCUCAAGAAGAAACUGAUCCGACGACGGCGAUCGUCGAAAGCCUGUGAUCAUGGGCGCGUGUUGCGCGAGUUCGUGUCCAGCUGGAGCCCGAUGGAGCUGUCGGCGCUGUUGGAAGAGUAUGAGUCGUUGGCCGCACUGAAGGACCUCUCGGUGCAGGCGGAACUGGCCCGGCCGCCAGCCACCACCUUCAAGCAGGACCUUGCCAGCCUGUACGAUUUCCGGCACUGCACCGACUGCGAUCUGGUGUUCCGUGGGACCGUCUUCCCGGUGCACCGCGCAAUCCUGUCCGCGCGCUGCUCGUACUUCCGCGAUCUUCUUGCGGGCUGCCCGGGGUAUGGGGCGCGCAUCUGUCUGGAGCUGCGCUCUUCGCCGGUGGACGUUGCGAUGUUUUCUUCGCUCCUACGUUACCUCUACACGGGCGACCUGUGCACGCACGACCCAACCAUCGACGUUAGUUUGCUGCGCAGGCUGGGGGAGGACUUCGGGACACCAAACCCGCUAGAGAACGAUCUGCGCUAUCUGCUGGAAACGGGUGACUACGCGGACGCGGCCAUCGUUUUCACCUCCGAGGGUGGCGAUUACCAUCGGCCCGACUCGGGCAGCUCAGAGUACGGCUUUCGACCGAAGCUGGAGCUCCCGUGCCACAAAGCGAUUUUGAGCGCACGAUCGCCGUUCUUCAAGAACAUGAUCCAACGGCGGACGCGCAACAUCUCCGAGGAGCAUCAGCUGCACGGCACCGACCGGUCUCUGCACGCUACCACACGUAUCGUGUUGGACGAGGGCGUCAUUCCGAAGCGCUACGCCCGGGUGCUGCUGCACGCCAUCUACCUGGACACGGUGGACCUUUCGUUGAUUCUCCGUGGCAACGGUUGUGGCAGUGGCGCAGGCAGCUUGGGUGAGGUGCAGGCCCUGACGCAUACCGGCAGGGCACGUCCAUCACCGCUUGAGGAAGCGAUGGAGCUGUAUCAGAUUGGACGCUUCCUGGAGCUGGACAUACUGGCGCAGGGCUGUGAGGACCUGAUUCUGGAGUGGCUGUCGCUCGACACACUCGCGACGGUGCUACGCUGGGGCAGCCAGCCGCACGGAUCGGCCUGGGUGUACCGGCAGGCGUGUCACUAUCUGCGCGAGGAGUUCUCGGCCAUCGUUGGCUCGCCGGUGCUGUUUCAGCUCGACAAAUCGCAACUCAUCGAGGCCCUGCAGAACAAUUUCUUACAAGCGUCCGAGCUGGAGGUGCUGCAGGCGGUGCUCAAGUGGGGCGAGCAAGAACUUAUCCGCCGGAUGGAGGACCGGGAACCGAACUUGCUUAGCCACACGGCCCACUCGGUCACGAGGAAGGGUAUCAAGAAGCGCGAUCUGAGUGACGUGGAGCUGCGCGAGAUUUUGUCCGAGUUGUUGCCGCACGUGCGCAUGGACCACGUGCUGCCGCCGAACAACGAAAUCCUCAAUCAGGCCAUCCGGCGCGGGCUAGUCAGCACGCCACCGUCGCACAUGAUCGGGGACGAGCGGGAAAGCUUGCGGAUUAACGCAUGGAUUCGCGGGGGCAAAAACCACGGGCUGUUCGUACGGCCCCGACUUUUCAUGCCGUACUACGAGGAGGUGAAGGCGCUGUUGGAAGAUCACAUUGCGUCGCAGCAGAUCGAGCUGCUGCGAAUGCGCCGUUCGCGCCAUCACAUGCCCGACAUUCCCGAUACGCUGUACAUGGUUUCGCGGUUGAACAGCAACGCUGGCACGACACUGGGCGGUGGGUCGGCCACCGGGGUCGAUGUGGUCGCGGCGGCGACGGCCGCACCCAUCCCUGCUCCGGAUGCACAAACGAUGGAAUCGAUGCAGAAGCGCGAGCAAAAGCUGCGUCAAGCACCCGGCUGCCAGCGUGCCCUCGGACUGCCCCUUUCAAGCCGUAGCGAAAUCAACCGACAGAUUCGUCUGCGAGUGGUCAGGGAGUUCAACUUUCCGGACGAGGUAGCCGAGCUGCUGGAGAACGCCAAUUGUUACUGUCUAGAUGGUGGAGGUGAUUCGGUCGGCGGGGCAAACAAAGCACCGCAGGACUACGAUCACGAUCAUCACCAUCACGAUCGACAUCACCAUCAUCAUGGCAGUCAUGGGCAUCAUGGGCAUCACGGUAACCAUCGACAUGCCAGCCAGCAGUCGCUAGACGACGACUCUACGCCACCUCCCUCACCGGCCAUGCCCGGCAGUGGCGAUCUCGGAGCAACGGCUCAACAACAGCAACAGCAGCAGGCCCAUUGCUUUGGCCGCAACAUGACAUUCCCACGACAACAGGCGCAACAGCAGCAACAACAGCAACCGCAGCAGCAGCAAUAUCCUUCCCAACAGCAACAAUCGGGACACCAUUCCCAGCGUCCUCCGCUGCAGCAUCCACUUCUAGCGCAUGGCGGUAGUAGCGGAAGCACUGCCGGUGGUCUACAUGCUUCACUGAACAACCCCCUCGGGUUGCUUGGUGCGCACCGACGGCAAGAGCUGCCCUCCGUUAUCCCCGGAGGAGACAUCGUCGCCUACAGAUUGUCGGCACCGGUCGGUGGAGGUGCGGUUGGCCCCCCCGGUGGCAUCGGUGGUGGUGGACUGGAUCUGGGCGAAAUCGGAGCCUGCUCGGAUGGGCACCUUUCGGAUGUGAUGCCUGACGUCGCGAUGGCAACGGCUUCGCUCGGUCAACUGCACUUGGGAGGCGGUGGUGGUGGUGGCGGCGGUGGAGGAAAUGCUUCCGCCGGGAAUGUCGGCAACGGGUCGGAUAUGCCGGAAAGUCUCCAUCUCGAUUUGGGCGAUGGUCCAAGCCAUAUGAUCGGCGCAGCGGCAGCUAUCGGUGGAUUGCAUCACAAUAUUCCGCACCACCGGAUGGGUCCUUCGACAUCGUCCACGAGCACGUUCCAUCACUACAUGACGCGAAACCUUCUGAACCCGCUGCACGGUUCCACUGCUCAACCAUCGACGUCUCAAUCGCAGCAGCAGCAGCAAGCGCACCAGUCCGCCAUGCAACCGUCGGCCUCCUCAUCGUCCUCGUCCUCGUCGAUGCUGCUCGGUGCUCACUCAGCUUCAUCGCAGCUGCACGGUUCUCAGGCGUCGCUUUCGCACGGUAGCCAGCAGCAUCUCGCCGGAUCCCAGCAGCUACUGAAUGUGGCACCGGCAUCCUCCCAACAGCAGCCGCCAUCGCAACCAUCGCAGCAGCAGCAAUCGCUUGCCCAGCGAUCGUCCUCGCCGUAUACGCUGCACCGUGCUAGCCCCGGCCUGCCGCAUAGUUCAUAUCACUCUGGACCACCGCGCUUCUUAUAGAGAAGGUUGCAAGUAUUUCCCGAUCGGAGUUGCCUCUUCGUAAUGCCUUUCUGAAAUAGACAAAAACACAAAGAAGAAAAAGAAAAAAACGGUCACAAACAAACACACGCUCUUACAAAUUGCAAGGCUGCGUGAAGUGAAGAAAGGUUGUCGAUGCGUGAUUUGAGCUGUUGCAUACACUGUGCGCGUGCAUACGAAGCAAACACUUCAAAGCUGCUGAUGUUGUACAUGAUGUUGUUUUCCCUCGGCAAGCGCGGGAACGAAGGAACAAAUAAUAAUGAUAAUACUAAUAACAUUAAUAACACUAUUAAUAAUUUGCGGCACAGUACGAUAUUAUAUGGAAACAAUUUGAAUUAGUUAAAGCGAAACACUAUGAUAAUAUGGAUACUGUAAUGAUAAUAAUCAAGUACCCUCCACCCCGGGGAAAACCGGCAGAACAACACCUACAAAUACCUACACACACAUAAAUUCUCGAUGGUUAUCCUCUCAAAUCGAUGGGCACAGGCCAUAUGAGGGUGCAGAAAUGGUCGAUAGUCGUUGCGGAAACCAUUUGGCGUGUUUUUUGGUUGAAGUAGCAACAAGCGACUUUAUAGUAAUGGUGAAAUUAAAUGACACUUACAAUUAUCUACUAAUAUUAACAAUAUCUCUAAUGGCAGCAACGUUUGAAGCAACUCACGCUCUCGCGCUGAUUGUGUAAACUGUCGGGAAGGCAUCAAACAACGGAACGUCCCGUUGUGGGCAUGGAUUCCGCUAGAGCUUCCAGGGUGUUGUGCGAAACGGUAACAAAUAUUAUCCAUUUCCAGUGGAUCGCAUCAAACACUGGUUCAUGUGUGUUCGCUCCGGCGAUGGGCGAAUCUAGCUGCGACACUACUACUGGUGCCAUCCCGAAAGGCAACGAUUUGAGCAGUGCAUUGUGUCGCCGCCACAGGUAUUUCAAGCCACAGACACGAAAACCAUUACUCUAAUUAUGCUAUCCACGAACGUAUUAAAAGUGGCCUCUCUCGGCCAAUAUGAUACGAGACACGUGCGAUGAUGUGAUCGACGUAGAUUACUUAUUGGUUAAUGAAAGUGCAGCUCUUAUGGACUAUACUUUUCGUUUUAUUCGAUACUCUACCACGCUAAAGCUACUACAGGCAGUGCCUCUUUUUUAUCCUAUUAUAUUUGAUUAUCGGGAGCGUUUUUUUUACUACUGAGCGAUCAGCCAGAAAGUGGUGUAGAAAUUAAGCCAUUAUUUAUUUAUCUUUUUAUUAAAGAUAUUGCAACAGUUAAGUUUAGGGUUAUUAAUUUGUCUCAUUAUGCUAAAGAUGCACGAACAAGUUUGUUAUAUCGGAAGAGUUUUUUUUUAAAUGGACUAUGACAUUAAUGUAUUUCUGUUUUUGAAAUUUGUUUGGUUCUAUAUUCAUGAUAUUAAUUUAUUGAUUCGUCAACUGCUGGGGGGCUAGUUUGACCGCAUGAUCGAGUAGAAAAUAAUUUCCAGAAGCAAUCAUUUAUGUUCCUUACGCAUAAAAGGGAUAGAAUCUGUAAAAAAGAAUUUAAAAUGGGGAACGCAAAAAAAAACUAUUGAAUUACAAACGAAAUAUACUUUAGAUGUACCCCUAGAUAAACAAGAUGCGAGCGGUUCGGUUUCCAUUUUCCUAUACUGGAAGGAAAAUAAACUUGUACAAUGCAGUUCAAGUGUGUCAAGACAAACAAACAUUAACUGUAAAUAUAAAAUAAAACAAUUUCAAAUUUUUGAUUGUAAGAUCCGCGCUAAGGUAAACCGUUUAUAAAAUAUAUCCCAUUCAAAAGCAAAAACAAUAGUCACAACGAUAACAGAGUCAAAAUCACAAAAAAAAACCUAGACAAGGAAGAAUCGUUUCGUAAACUCCAUCAAUAACUGACGAAUGAAGUAACCCGCUAACGGAGUGAAAUAUGUUUGUUCCCGUAGAAGCACACCUUACUCACGUUACUACUACAGAAUGCAAUCCAUUAAUAAAAUGAAAAAUACAGAUAAAAUACAUUGUUCAAUGAAUGCUGCCAAUUCACUUGACACCUUAUUAUGGAGAAGAUAUUACUGAAACGAAUCACAAGAUAAGAAUACAAUAAACAUGGACGAGAUAUGGUACCAACAAUAAUAGGAUCUACGAAGGAUAUGGGGAAAAACGAUGACUUGACGCCCAUCCUCAAGUUAAUUCGAGAGAGUUAGGGUUUUAAAUUCUUCAAAGAAAGUAAGAUUCCAACGACAACAGUUGUGCCGCUGCAUGGGGAAAAAGCGCUGCAUUUUAAUUUACUCGAAACUAAAGUGGAAGUAUGAAUAUUUUCUUACAGCUGUAUGGAGAGCAUGAAACGACAAGCGUUAGAAGGUUGUUUGAGUUGGUACAAAAUAAGAAAUAAAAAGAAAUCAAGCAAAAACGGUAGGAAAUGAACGGACCAAUUGUAACUCGGUACAAACGGUCGAUUGCGAAAUGGAAAGCCGACGGCAAGCAGUACCCAUUUAGAUAAAUCGAAUCAAGUAGAUGAUAUCUGCAGUAUUUCCCAGUUCCCCCGUCGCCCUUAUCCCUCUCUACAGUACCGGAAAUGGAGUUGAUACUUCGCCAUCGCCAUGAGUCGGAUAAUGUGUAUCUUGUAUGGAAAAGAACAAACAAACAAAUUAAAAUAACUUUAAACUAUUCAAAAGAAUUGCUAACAUGAGCGAGGUAGCUAUGGGAGUCGACGAGGAGAAACACGAUACGAGAUGCAAGAAGUAUCCGCAUUCUUUCUCUGUGCGGAAGAUAUUGUGAAAUUAUCAAACAACAGAGAAACAAAUAAUGGAAAUGGAUCAUUGCGCGAAUGCAAACCGUGGAAAGCACGAUUAUGAAACCCAACAAAGUAAGAGUAAUGAA